CCUGCUCAGUGGUUGAACCUGCCGAGGGUUCAGGUGAGCCGCCCGGAAUGAAGUUCAGGAGCAGGAGCGGACUUCCUACUCGGUGCACCGCGGAUUCUGGACUUUACUGGAGUUUAUUGGAGUUUAGAAGAGAGUUUCUCUCUGUAUGAUGAUCGAGCUGGAGGUGGAGACGGGGGGAGGAAGAGGAGAGGGGUUAGUGAAGACGGACAGAGAGCUGAUCAGUAUUCCGGAUGUGAUCAAGAAACGCGUGUGCACCACGUUUGUGGAGGAUUCGUUCAGUAAUGGUCAUCUGUGUCAGUGCGGUGGCUCGAGGGACAGUCACGCCACGGUCAGUCUGAACGAUUACUUCAGCAGUGCUAUCGUCAGUCACUGGGACAGCGCUCUGCACUCCUCUGAGGCUCCUACUGACGCUUUCGGAGAGGUGGAGUUCGGCGGGGUCAGCAAGAGGCACAGCAAUUUCCUGCGUCUCUCCUCUGAUACCCCUCCUGCUACUGCCUACACCAUCUUAACCAGUAACUGGGGUCUGCCGAAGCCGAACCUGGUGCUGUCUGUGGUUGGUGGCGUUGGAAGGUCAAAGGUGAAACCCAAGCUGCGAGAAGUGCUCAGGCAGGGUCUGGUCAGAGCCGCGCAGAGUACAGGAGCGUGGAUUCUGUCUGGAGGACUGCGAGAGGGCAUUGACCGCUGCCUUGGAGAGGCUGUGAGAGAUCACACAACAGCUGCAUCCUCUGACUCUCUCACAAAAGUGGUGGCUAUAGGCGUUGCUCCGUGGGGUCUGGUUAACCUGCGGGAUGAGCUGGUCAACCCAGAGGGCAGUUACCCGGCCGGAUACUUUGUUACGAACACGUCUCGGGACUCGUACUGCCUCGAUACCAAUCACCAGGCUUUCCUCCUGGUGGACGAUGGGAGCACCGGUCGCAGAGGAGGCGAGGCCCGCUUCAGAGCUGGCCUGGAAAACUACAUUUCCCAGCAGCGCACCGGCAAGCUGGGCAGUGGAAGCAUGGACAUCCCUGUGCUGUGCACACUGGUCUCGGGUGAGCUUUACAUGCUUGAGAGGCUGGACCUCUCCCUGAAGAAGUGUAUCCCCUGGAUGGUUCUGGCUGGAUCAGGGGGGCUGGCUGACCUGGUGACUGAUGUUCUGGAGAACGUCGCUGCUGCCCCUGUUUUGCCAGCUGGAGGGGCAGAAGGUGAGGGAGAGGCAACAACCAAAAUCAACCUCAGAGAAAGAGUGGCGGAAAAAGUAGUGAAACACUUUCCCUCUGAGCCGGACGUGGACAAGCUCGUGGAUAAGCUUCUUAAUGUUCACAAGAGCCAAGAUCUGAUCUCCAUCUACCAUUUAGAGCAGGAGGGUCCAGAAGACUUUGAUACCGUUCUGCUGAAGGCUCUAGUCAGAGCGAGUAAGCAGCGCCUCUCAAGUGAUGCCAGCCUCAGCACAGAGGAACUGAAGCUGGCUGUGACCUGGAACAGAGUGGACAUAGCCAGGAGUGAGCUCUUCACUGGAGACAUCCAAUGGAAGAACGAGAGUCUGGAAAGCUUCAUGACUGACGCCCUGGUGAACGACAAGCCUCAGUUUGUGCGCCUCUUCAUUGAAAAUGGCCUGAAUGUUCAGGAGUACAUGACGUUCGGUCGUCUGGAGGAGCUUUACCGCUCGAUCUCGGACAGCUCGGUGGCCUACACUCUUCUACAGCGCCACCUCUCGGAGCGGCAGGGUGUGGCCGGCACCGGCUGGCCUGCUGCAGAUCCGGCUAAAGGACUGACCCUGUAUGAGGUGGCUCAGCUCCUGGAGGACUUGCUGGGUGAUGUGUGUCAGCCAUUCUACGAUGAUAAGCUGAAGAUACAGGGCAUCACCUCCAGAAGAAAGACCAUAAAGAAACUGACCACAGUCUUACAGGAGGGCGAGUAUCGACAGCAAAGGUGCGUUUUCCCAUGGGCUUCCCUCUUCACCUGGGCUGUGCUGCAGAACCGCAGCGAGAUGGCUGUGUUCUUCUGGGAAAUGACGCCGGAGUCUGUGCUCAGCGCUUUGAGUGCCUGUAAGCUGCUGAGAGAACUCUGCAAGCUGGAGAACGAAACUGAGACCAAGCAUUCCCUGAAAGAACUGGCCAUGAAAUUUGAGAACUUAGCACAUGACGUGUUCAGUAAGUGCUACCAGAGCAGCGAGAGUCGAUCCUUCGUCCUCCUGAAGAAAAAGUCGGUGGUGUGGAGAGGAGCUACGUGUCUGCAGAUGGCCAUGGAGGCGGACGCUCGACACUUCUUCAGCCAUGAUGGCGUGCAGACUCUGUUGUCUCAGAUCUGGUGGGGAGAUAUGGACAGAAGUACAGAGAACUGGAAGCUGGUCCUCACUCUGUUCAUCCCUCCUCUCUGCUACACCAGCCUCAUCUCCUUCAGAGAGGUAGAGGAGGCGGAGGAUGGCACACCUGAAGAAGCCCCCAAGGCCAGGGAUAUAGACUGGCUUUACGCUGAAACCGUCUUCUCUUUCGCCGACAUCAAGCGCAUUCAGACAAAACAAGAGGAGUUGACUCAGAUAAGAUUUACCCCAAAAGGCAAUCCCACGAAGAAGUCCCCUCAGAAGCAGUGUUUCCUGCUGUCUCGUUGGAAGCAGUUCUGGUACGCUCCAGUCACGGCGUUUCUGGGCAACAUGUUGAUGUACUUCCUCUUUUUGCUCCUGUUUGCUUACAUUCUGUUGGUGGACUUCAAGCCUCCGCCCCCCAAAGGCCCGUCUCCGAUGGAGCUGCUGCUGUACUUCUGGGUCUUCACCAUCGUAUGUGAGGAGAUUCGAGGGACGUUCUUCAUAGGCAACAUGACUGUUCGCCAGAGGAUACGGCAGUACACUCAGGACCUGUGGCACAAGUGUGACCUCAUCGCCAUUACUCUUUUCCUCAUUGGUCUGUGCUGCAGGAUGUUCAGGCGCUCGUUCUGGUUCGCUCGUGCUGCUCUGUGUCUAGACUACAUGGUCUUCACUCUUAGACUCAUCCACAUCUUUGCCAUCCAUAAACAGCUCGGGCCCAAAAUCAUCAUUGUGGGCAAAAUGAUGAAGGAUGUGUUCUUCUUCCUGUUCUUCCUGGCUGUGUGGAUGAUGGCCUAUGGAGUAGCCAAUCAGGGCCUGAUCUACUCCUUCGACCCGAGUGCUGAUAGGAUACUGCGUCGGGUCUUCUACAGACCAUACCUGCACAUAUUUGGUCAGAUCCCUUAUGAGCAAAUGGACUCGGGCUUUGAGUGGGAUGUAACCUGCACAACAAAUGUAACGGAAAUUGACGAGAACAUGGAGCCGUGCAGAGACACCCGUUAUAACUGGAUGGUGGUCAUCUUACUCAUGAUCUACCUUCUGGUGACCAACAUCCUCCUCAUCAACCUUCUCAUCGCCAUGUUCAGCUACACCUUCACGAAGGUCCAGGAGCGCAGCGACGUCUACUGGAAGUUCCAGCGCUUUAAAGUCAUCAUCGAGUACCAUUCUCGCCCGUGCCUCGCUCCGCCCUUCAUCAUCUUCUCCCACUUUCACCAGUUUAUCAAACGGAAUAUCCGCAAGGUGCCCUCAGAGAAGAUCCACCAGUUUGCUGUAGACCUAAUUGAUAAGGCCAACAACAGGAUGAUGACCUGGGAGAACAUUCAGAAGGAGAACCUCCUGUCUGCUGAGGGCAAGAAGCAAAGAGAGAGUGAAGCUGAGAGGCUGAAGCGCAUGUCUGUCAAGGUGGACGGGGUUCUGAAACAGACGGCUGAGAUUAAGGAUGUUGAUCGUAGAUUACGAGUGCUGGAGUCAGAGAUGGAGUUCUGUUCUGCUACUCUGCUGUGGAUGGCUGAUGCUAUGUGUCAGAGUGGAGUACUGAAGGCAGCUAAGCCUCCUCCCACACGCAAAGUAAAUCCCUCCAGUCUGGAGAGCUGAGCAGGGAUUCUUCUGUCCUUCUCUCAUCUUUCAUCCCUCCUUCAUCCCCAUCUUAUCUCCUCAUGCGCACAAGGACACGUCAGGUGUGUGAAAGAGACUGGCGGCUGUAUUUUGUGGAACUUUGGGUGGAACAGUGUUCUCACUUUCCAUUUUAAGUCGCUAUUGUUCUUCAUGUUCUUGGGAAAUGACCACUGAAGACAGGAUACGGGGGAAAUACAGAUGAAUUUAGGGUUAUAUUUUUAUAUGAUGAAAGUUGUCUCCAAAAAUAUGUUGUGUUUAUUUUUCUUGAGAAUACUUUAUUUUAAUAUUUUUGUGAAUAUUUUUAUUUAUUUUUAAACACUGAUGUUUUCUUAUGUCUUAUUUGCCUCAUUCCUGUUUUUAACGAUGUGAUGUGAUUCAGCCUGUGUUUAUAGAUAUUAGUGAGUAUUAGGGUCAGAAACCACAUAAACAAGUCAGUGAAUGUUGUAACCAUCAGUACAUGUCCUACUCCUGACUGCCACUGAACUGUGAGUGAAUAAAUUCAGCUAAGCAAGUUUUAGUAUUUCAAACUAAAAUAAAAAUCCUGUCUAAAGCUACGUUCACAUCACAAGCCACAUUGCUCAAAUCAGAUUUGUCUAUCUUGAUGGUUUACAUUCACAAAUGUAAGUGAUCUGUGUGUAAUGUGAACAUAGAGAGAUGAAAGACUCGUAGCUUUAUGAAGGGAAAUGGAUGAGUUUGUUAGCAGCUCAUAUGUGGAGCAUCUUUUGCUGGAGUGGAGAAACAGGUAACAGCUGGUCUGAAGUUCAUGCUCAGGUCGAAGAGGUGAAAAAAGGCCAGGUUUUGGUUUGCUUUUGCUGUUUAGAGAUACAGUGUGGGUACGAGAGAGAAGCACGUAGCACUAAUGCUAACGCGUAAAAUCAAAAAGAAAAAGCAUGAAUUCUGAUUUGACCGUUUACAUUCAUGUCAUAUGUCCAUGGACCGGAUACAUAAUUAGGAGUCCAAUCUGAUUUGAAAAAAUGAGAUUUGGCCCGUUCACCCAGCCAUGAAAAAAUCUGAUCUGAGCCACAUUGAGCAAAAAAAUCUGAUUUGAGUCACUUCAGCUAGGUAAUGUGAACGUAGCCUAAGUGCUUGUAGGUUUCUGGAAGCUCGUCCCUCAAAAUAAAAGUCACUAAAAAAAAGAGACGAUGUCAAAAUAAAAGUAAUUUAUACAACAGGACAGACCAUGUCAGAAUAAGUCAAUAAUUAAAAAGAAUAAAUAGACUAUGUCUAAAAUAAAAGUCUUAAUAAAGACAAACAGGCUGUUGCUGGGAAGCAAGUAACAAAUGAGUAGCAGUAACCCAAAAGACUCACACAUUUAUUUUAUUUUUUUCGGAUUUGUGACAAAAAAGUGAUUCUAUCUGAACUGUGAGACUCUGAUUCUUUACACCGCUUUUAAACACUGUAAACAAGGUGCACUGCUGGAAAAUAUGAGCUACAAUUGACUGUGCUCUCAAACAUUUAGCAUGCUAAAUAUCUGACCCAGUUGGCGACUGGGAGUCAAGAGCAACGUAGAAGGAGGGAACCACAAGUUCAAUACCCAUCUUCUGCAUAACCUUUAAAGUUCCAGUAAAGUAGGCAUGUCUACAACAGAUGUGUAUUGAUGGUAACAUUUUUUUUUAACAGCUCAGUCUAAUUUACUUCCUCUGCUUUGAGUUUUUUUCACUUAUUAAAUGUAUAUUAGAUACAUCGCUGCAGCAGGAAUUACUGUAAACUCUGUAAUAUCAGUCUGAACACAAGCUUAAGUUCAUGUCCGGUCGAGCCCAGUUUAUAAACACAAUGCUGCAUCACUGUGAUUACACAACACUGCUGUUUCUAUUCUUUAUUAAAGGUUCAGCAGGGUGGAGGCUUUCUGAACAGCUAUGAAAACUCUGAAUGUGCCAAAACUCCUUCUGGAGCCACUGAAGAAGCAGCUGACUGUUCAGUGCUGACAGUGUGACUCUGUACCUCAACACUUUACUCUCACUCAUGUUUACAUUCUGUUUCUAAUGUAUUGAAAGAAUCCAGUGCUGUUACUGUGUUCAGAUACUCAGAUUUAAAGGGGAAUUUUACUGCACUGUUUUUCUAAACUCUGAACAUGUUCACAGCGGGGGUUUGGUGUGAAAUUGCACAGUGAUGGUGGUGAAUAGUUCCAGGCAAUAGUAACAUUCUAGUUACUAUCAAACUCACCAGUGAACCUGUUAUAGGGACUAUUAUUAGGGACAAUUUUUUAGGGACUAUUCCGUAACAUACAAUAUGGGGCUUAAAAGCUGACGUAAGUAUUUGAAGCUGCAUUUUGUAUAUUAAAAUUAAAUUUACAUAACUUUUAAUCAAGUUAAAAUAUUAAAAUUCUGAUACAUACAUUUUAAUAUCCAUAUGUUCAAAUCUGUCGGCCAGGUGUUUCACCUUAAUUUGUGAAUUUUAAACCAAAAAUACUGUUAAAAUUAAAAUCUAUAAAUUACAGCAUUACAAUUUUUUUUGUAGUUACUAUAAAUAAUGAUGUAUUUAUAAUUAUUAAUUAAUUAGUUUUCAGCAUCUACUAUAAUUUAUUUAGUGUUUACCAUGAAUGAUUUAUUAUUGUAUGUACUGUGAAUAGUUGAGUUUUUAGUAUCUACUGAAGAAUUGUUUGGUGUCAAGUUAUUUUAGUUAUUGCAUUCAAUAUUUCACAUUUAUUUAUCAAAAUGAUCAAAUUAUUUUAGCAAAGAUCAGGUACAUUUGAUUCAGAUACAAAAUGUAGACUUAAAUUUGUACUUCAGCUUUUAAACCCCAUACACAAUGACUUGCAUUGCAUGUAUCUCUCCACCAAGGUGGUUAACCUGUGCAGUUUUACAGGAUUUUUAUACCUAUAUUCUUCUGAGAGUUGUGUUAUCUCAGACAUCAGGCAGUGUGCAUUUAGUGUAACAAUGUUUUAUAGAGGUACCUUUAAUUUAAGACAUUUUUUAAUAAUUCUGAUGGAUGUAAAACUUUGUUUUAUAGGGUUUUAUGGCCGUUGGUGGGGUUUGUAAGGGUGUUGUUGGGAUGGUUAUGGUGUGUAGUUUAUUGUGUAAAUGAUUACAGUUGUAUUGAUGAAUAAACUGCUGCUAAACUCCAUGAAA
Astyanax mexicanus (Mexican tetra) is the source of this 6963-nucleotide messenger RNA. RefSeq names its product transient receptor potential cation channel subfamily M member 4. Gene Ontology annotation, cellular component: membrane. Lineage: Eukaryota; Metazoa; Chordata; Actinopteri; Characiformes; Acestrorhamphidae. The transcript has 28 exons. Bases 146 to 3874 code for a protein of 1242 amino acids. Gene Ontology annotation, molecular function: ligand-gated calcium channel activity; calcium-activated cation channel activity. Gene Ontology annotation, biological process: calcium ion transmembrane transport. The record is from RefSeq and is a predicted model, not a curated record.